Megachile rotundata (alfalfa leafcutting bee) is the source of this 787-nucleotide messenger RNA. It is a transcript of the gene Vkor, whose product is annotated as Vitamin-K epoxide reductase. Gene Ontology annotation, biological process: peptidyl-glutamic acid carboxylation; vitamin K metabolic process. Gene Ontology annotation, molecular function: vitamin-K-epoxide reductase (warfarin-sensitive) activity. The record is from RefSeq and is a predicted model, not a curated record. Lineage: Eukaryota; Metazoa; Arthropoda; Insecta; Hymenoptera; Megachilidae.
ACAAAGUUCUUGCUCAGUAUCGCAAAUGCUUCAGUCUUAAUGUGACCGAUCAACGUGUAUUACUGCUUUUUAAACACGUAUUUCAUUAUUGAUCGUCAUCGCGUUCGUAUACGGUGCCGCCACGAGGAACAUUAGUUUCGAUUUAUAUUGCGUUUAAAUUUUCAAGUGUGUUAAUUUCUAUCAGUUAUUUCCUGUCAAUAAAGUAAAAAGUUUACAAGUAAAUCAUGUCUUCGAAUAAAAAAUCUGCGCGUAAAAUAAACACUGCAAUUAUUUUAACGUGUAUAUUAGGAUUUUCUGUUUCGUAUUAUGCCUACAUCGUCGAAACAAAAGUUGAAAAUGAUGAUUCGUAUGAAGCAAUGUGUGACAUUAGCGAACACGUUAGUUGCACAAAAGCAUUUGCAUCUGAAUACGGAAAAGGAUUUGGAAUAAUUCCAGAAACAUCGAUAUUUCAUAUAGCCAAUUCUCUAUACGGAUUAAUAUUUUAUGCUUUGGUUGCAAUAUUGAGUUUGUCUAACAAAUAUAUCGCUUCAGCCUUCGUUUUAAUGUUAGCAAUCGCAUCGAACAUCGCCACGAUUUAUCUGGCCUAUAUUUUAUACAAAUUAAACAACAUCUGCGUGGUCUGUGUUAGUACUUACAUCAUAAAUGUUAUACUUUUAAUACUUGCCGUUAAAAAGCAUCGAAAACUGUUUCGACAUGGCACAGCUAAGAGAAAGUCGAAGUAGACAAAAAGAGAUUCCGGUUAUAUCGAUUAUUGUAAAAUCUCUAAAAAUAUUAUCUACAUUAUGAU